UGGUGGUGUUGGUGGUGUUCGUAACGCGAAUAUUCACCACGCUCGCCCAUGGGGUUUUGUAUUAUUUUUUAAAUCUCUCCUACUACUACUGCUGCUACUACACGACACGUUGCCUCGGGAGCGUCAGAACGAACGGGCCAUGCUAACGUCUAAAGUUACUCGCUCCGCGUGAGGGCGACAAAGCAAGGCAGUAGGAGCAGCAGCAGAGCGGUGGGUUUUUUUGGAGUUCGGCUCGGGAAGCUGUGGCCGUGUUUGUGGGAGGAGGUGGGGGGGGGAAUCAGGCGGCCGUGAGACCAGGCCCCAGUGUACGAGGGAGCCGUGGGCGAAGCCCCCAAAAGGUGUCACACUGUUCGCGACAAGAAGCCGCCGAGCCUUGAGGACGAGACCUAGCCAGAGGCAAAGACAAGAAGAAAGAAGCACAGAGCGUGGAAACGCAGGUGGAGGAGAGGUGGAAGGAGCGACACGGGGCGAAGAGGAGGCGGUGAACACGGGAGGAGGAUUAGGAACGUGGGAGAAGAAGGAAGAGAGGCAGAGGAGAAAGCGAGGGAGGAGGAAGGGCAUUAGGAAUACCGGAGGAGGGAUCGUUAACACGGCAGGAGCAUAAGGAGGAGGCCGCAGCACUCGGCGGUAACCAUGGCCGUGGAGGAGCGGCUGCAUUCGCCGCACCGGGGUUUCCCGGCGUGGCUUGGCACGCGCGGGCUCAGCCCCGAGAUCGCGCUCGCCAUGGACACCGAGCUGGGCAUCCGGGACUACGAGGUGCUGCUUGCCUGCGCCGAGGACCUGCAGGUUCGCUCCGAGCUCUUCUCAGUCGCCCGCGAGCGCCUGCCCUUCGGCUUCUACGCCGUGCUGCGCCGCGUGGUGGCGGCGUUCCCGGCGGAGCGCGUCGGCGACUGCGGCGCCGCCGCGUCGGGCCGAUCGUGCCCCGGCCUCGGCUCGCUGCUGGAGGCGCUCGUGAACACGCUGAGCAGCCUGAGCCGCGAGCUCCUCCGCUCGGCCAACAAGUUGAGCGCGCUGGACCUGGGCACGCCGCGGGAUGGAGACGGAGUUGCCGACUCCGGCGGCGCCGACGGCAGCGGCGACGGAGAGGCGCCGGGGCAGAGGCAACGGCAGCGUCAGCAACGUGGCGGCACGCACCGCUAUUCAGAUGUUGCCGACCAUGGCACCGAGGAGGUGUGCGAGAUGCCAGCCGAGGAGGUGGACGACCACGACGACGACGGCGAAGAGGAGGAGGAGGAUGUGGAAGUGCCUUCGGGAUGGAGAGUCAACCAGAUGACAGAGACCUCCUACCCCAAGCUCCCUGCAGAUUCCGCGCAAGGGCCCCUGCUGAGGAUGAGCGAGAUGCUGACCUCGGCGAGCUCGGCGACCUCUCCCGCGGUGGUGGAGGUUGGCGGUUCGGAGCUGGAGGCUAGCCAGGUCGUGGUGAAGGCGGAGGCUGUGGACGAAGGCGGCUGGGGCAGGGAACCCGAAAGAAUCUGGAACCCCGCCAGCGCCCUUUACGUUCAGCAGCAGCAGCAGGUGGUGGCGGACAUCAAGCCGGUCGCAAACGUUCGCCGCAUCCCGGCGCCGGCAAGGAACCCGGCUCGUAGUGGCGACCGCCCGCUGUCGCAUCCCUACCCGCUGUCGGCGCGCGAACUCGGCGAGACCGGCGGCACCCACCACCACCACCGCCCCGUAAUCGCCGCACGCCCCGGCGCGCCGGACUGGCGCCCCGGCCUCCGCCGCCGCUGCCGCCGACGAGUGGAACGGGCAGCUCGCGCUGGCGCCCGGCGAAGGCGGCGGCUACGGCGACGGCAGCGGAGACGGCGGCGCCGGCGUGUUCGGCCGCAACGCGAGCCGCUGCGAGGAGUGCGGCAAGGAGUUUUCGACGCCGUCGUACCUGACGAUCCACCGGCGCACGCACACGGGCGAGCGGCCGUACAACUGCGAGUUCUGCGGGCGCUCGUUCGGGCACCUGGCGGUGCUCACCAGCCACCGGAGGCGCCACACGGGCGAGAAGCCCUUCACGUGCAAGCGCAAAGGAGGAUCUGUACGGGCGCCAUCGCCUCUGGGUCAAAACGACGAUGUUAUGCAUUUCCUGGAUUUCAGGCCCGGCACACGUGA
This is a messenger RNA of Lethenteron reissneri (Far Eastern brook lamprey), 2100 nucleotides long. RefSeq lists its product as uncharacterized. Lineage: Eukaryota; Metazoa; Chordata; Hyperoartia; Petromyzontiformes; Petromyzontidae. The record is from RefSeq and is a predicted model, not a curated record.